Messenger RNA from Orbicella faveolata, 2763 nucleotides. RefSeq names its product nuclear pore complex protein DDB_G0274915-like. Lineage: Eukaryota; Metazoa; Cnidaria; Anthozoa; Scleractinia; Merulinidae. The record is from RefSeq and is a predicted model, not a curated record.
CAGGUUUAAAUCAGAAGACAUUGCAAAGCAUUUCAAAGAGAAGUUUGAAGAAUGCCAAGAACUGAUGAAGAACCAGACACCAGCGAAGUCACUUCAAGAAGACCAAGGGCACCAGGAAGUCAAAGACGAUCUUUUCACCAAGUUUAAAGCCACUGAAGGAUCGUGGGAGUGUGACAUCUGCAUGGUGAGAAACGACUGUGAUAAAGUUGAGUGUGCAGCUUGUGGAAGUCUGAAACCUGGAGCAGAACCUAGACAAGACCACAAAAAUGAUAUGAGGACAUCGUUCCCAUUUGUAGGUUCUACACCAUCUUCUGGUUCAGCGUUUUCAUUUGGAUCGUCUACAGUAUCUACUGGUGCGGAGUUUUCAUUUAACCAGACUCGAUCCUCCGGCUCAGUGUUUUCAUUUGGAUCGUCUACACUACCUAGUGGUGCGGGGUUUUUUUUCAAUCAGACUCCAUCGUUUGGUGAAAGAGUUUCAUUUGGCUCAGUUGAAACACGUCAGAGUCAUGAAAAGCCGAUUAACUCCUUUGGUUCGACCAGCCAAAUCCCAAAUUCCAGCUCGGGAGUUCCAUUCAGCCUUUGCUCUUACGGACAGGGGAAAAAUGGGAGUGAGCACACAGAAGAAAACAAAAAGGUUUUAUUGAAUCAGACUCCAUCGUUUGUUGCAGGAUUUUCAUUUAGUUCACCUAAAACAAGCCAAAUUGAUGAAAAGCCUAUUUUGGCCUUUAGUUUGUUGAGCGAAAAACCAAAUUUGAGCUCGGGAGUUCCAUUCAGUUUUGGUUCUUUCGGACAGGGAGGAAAUGUGAGUGAGCAGAGGAUGGAAAACAAAAAGGUCUCUUACAGAUCAGGGACACCAUCUACUGAUGCAGUACCGUUUUCUUCAGCUACGCCGUUAUCUUUUGGAUCAACUACAUCACCUGCUGUAGCUAGGUUUUCGUUUGGAUCGACUACAUCAUCUGCUGGGACAGAGGUAUCUUUUGGAUCGACAAUAUCAUCUACUGGAGCUGGAUUGUCUUUUUCAUCUGCACCAUCGUCUGCUGGAGCUCGGUUGUUGUUUGGAUCGACUACAACAUCUGCUGGGACGGAGCUUUCUUUUGGAUCGGCUCCAUUAUCUGCAGGAGUUGGGUUUAAUUCUUUUGGUUCGAAUACUACAUCAUCUGCUGGAGCCGGGUUAUCGUUUGGAUCGAGUAAAUCAUCUGCUGGAGCUGGUUUAUCGUUUGGAUCCACUACGUCAUCUGCUGGAGCUGGGUUACCGUUUGUAUCGACUACAUCACCUCCUGCAGUUGGGUUAUCAUUUGGAUCGACUACAUCACCUCAUGCAGUUGGAAUAUCGUUUGGAUUGACUACGUCACCUCCAGGAGCUGGGUUAUCAUUUGGAUUGACUUCAUCAUCUUCUCGAGCUGAGUUUUCGUUUAGUUCCACUACGUCGUCUGCUGAAGCUGGGUUGUCGUUUGGAUCGACGACAUCAUCUGCUGGGACAGGGUUUUCUUUUGGAUCAACUCCAUCAGCUGCUGGAGCUGCGUUAUCGUUUGUAUCGACUACAUCACCUCCUGCAACUGGGUUAUCGUUUGGAUCGACUACAUUAUCUGCUAGAGCUGGGUUUUCGUCUAGUUCCACUACGUCAUCUGCUGGAGCUGGGUUAUCGUUUGGAUCGACUACAUCACCUCCCGCAGCUGGGUUAUCGUUUGGAUCGACUACAUCACCUUCUGCAGCUGGGUUAUCGUUUGGAUCGACAUCACCUCCUGCAGCUGGGUUAUCGUUUGGAUCGACUACAUCACCUCCUGUAGCUGGGUUAUCGUUUGGAUCGACAUCAUCUGCUACAGCUGGGUUUUGGUCUAGUUCCACGUCAUCUGCUGGAGCUGGAGUUUUGUUUGGAUCGACUACACCAUCUACUGAGCCAGCGUUCUCUUUUGGAUCAACUACACCAUCUACUCGUUCAGUGUUUUCAUUUGGAUUGGCCACGCCAUCUACUAGUUCGGCAUGUUCAUUUGGAUCGACCACAACUUCUACUUAGAACUGAGGUUUCUUAUCAGAGGGAUCCUGAAAUGACAGUUUAAGGUUGACGGAGCAGCUUGUGCAUGGAACCCCAAACAUGAAAGACAAAGAGUCGAGGGAUGAAUCAGUUGCCAGGAUGCAUAUUCUAGAAUGGUUUUCCAGUUACCCUAUUGUGUAAACUUGAGUUAAGCCUUAUUCCUGCCUCGGUUAGGUUUCCCAUGAAGAGAUAUAAACGAUGCGGUUAUAAAUUGUUUUGAAGAAACAAGCGAACAUGGAGGCCAAAAUUGGACGCAAACACAGGAGGAUAGAAAGAAAACCGCCUUUAUUCUAAUAGGGAAUCAAUAUGAAGUAAAAAUCUGGUUAACCUCUAGGAAAGAGGCUUACAACUCCAUUAGUGGCUCGGUAGCGCCGGAGUCAACAACAGAUUCUUGAAGUUUAUUUACUUUUCACAAGUUUUGGUCCAUAAAAUUGCAAAACAAAAUGAAACUGUUUUCCUUUUACAUACUGAACAAGCUAGUUGAAUAAUAUUCAUGUACGGAUCAUUUCGAUGUUUAAAAUAAUUAUUAUAAGUAAGACUCGUGAGAACUAAAUAGCAUAAAAUUACGUCUUUAAUGUAAGUUUAUUAUACCAGGUAAUUCUACCACCCGAAAACGUCAAGUAGCAUUACAAAUAUUUAGCAAAAGAAUAUUUACAGGUGACAACAAUACUUAAAUCUUAUUGACGGGUGUUGUCUUAAGUGUUCAGUACAAUAAGAACAUAAAAUAAACU